AUGGGAUUGGUUGGGUGGGGCGGUGAAGCCAUGGAAGCUAUGGAAGAGGAGCACGCAUCUACUCCGCCGUUUGGAAACCCCGCCACGCCGACGUCUUUGCCUCCGCCUCCAACGAUUGCACUCCGCAUCUGGGACGUGCGCAAGCCCGGCUCCACCAUGAUCAUCCCCGCCCACAAGUUCGAGAUCCUCACCUGCGACUGGAACAAGUACGACGAUUGCUGCAUCGUGACGGCCUCCGUGGACAAGAUCAUCAAGGUCUGGGAUGUUAGGAGCUACAGGGUCCCCAUCUCGGUAUUGAGUGGCCACGGCUACGCGGUCAGGAAGGUCAGGUUCUCGCUUCACCGACAGGGCCUCAUGGUUUCGUGCUCCUACGACAUGACGGUGUGCUUGUGGGACUAUAUGCUGGAGGAUGCCCUCAUGGGUCGGUACGAUCACCACAUGGAGUUCGCGGUCGGGGUUGAUAUGAGCGUUCUUGUCGAGGGGUUGCUCGCGAGCACCGGCUGGGACGAGCUUGUCUAUGUUUGGUAG
Molecule: messenger RNA, 528 nt
Organism: Alnus glutinosa
Lineage: Eukaryota; Viridiplantae; Streptophyta; Magnoliopsida; Fagales; Betulaceae
Product: peroxisome biogenesis protein 7-like
Exons: 2
Coding region: 1-528 (175 amino acids)
Biological process (GO): protein import into peroxisome matrix
Cellular component (GO): cytosol; peroxisomal matrix
Molecular function (GO): protein binding
Source: RefSeq, a predicted model, not a curated record